GUUCGUCUACCUAGCUAGCUACUGCAAAUUGACAGUGGUCUCAUGGCGUUGGGCGUGGUGGUUGGCGCCGCGGUUGUCGCAAUGUGGCUACUGGCCGGUGAGGCGCGAGGCCAGGCGCAGCUCCAGGUAGGGUUCUACGCGCACUCGUGCCCCCAGGCGGAGGUGAUCGUCAGGGACGAGGUCGGCAGGGCCGUCAGCGCCUACCCCGGCUUCGCCGCCGGCCUCGUCCGCCUCCACUUCCACGACUGCUUCGUCAAGGGCUGCGACGCGUCUGUGCUGCUGGACUCGACGGCCAACAGCACCGCGGAGAAGGACGCCCCGCCCAACAAGAGCCUGAGGGGGUUCGAGGUCAUCGACGCCGCCAAGAAGCGCCUCGAGGCCGCGUGCGCCGGGACCGUCUCCUGCGCCGACAUACUCGCCUUCGCCGCACGAGACAGCGUCGUCCUGGCCGGCGGUAGCCCGUAUGGCGUCCCGGCCGGGCGGAGGGACGGCAACGUGUCGGCGGCGUCCGACGCGCAGGCCAGCCUGCCCCCACCCACGGCGAAUGUGGCCCACCUCACGGAAGCCUUCGCCAAGAAUGGGCUUUCCCAGGAGGACAUGGUCACGCUUUCAGGCGCGCACACGAUCGGCGUGACGCACUGCAGCUCCUUCAGCGCGCGGCUGCACGGGUACAACGCCACCACGGGCACGGGCCAGGACCCGGCCAUGGACGGGGCCAAGGCGGCGGAGCUGGCGCGGCAGUGCUCACCGGGGAGCCCGAACGCGGUGCCCAUGGACGCCGGCAGCCCAGACACGUUCGACACGGGCUACUUCCGCGCCCUGCUGGCCAACCAGGGCGUCCUCGCCUCCGACCAGACGCUCACCUCCGACAACGCCACGGCGGCGCUCGUGGCUCAGAACGCCGGCAACGUCUACCUGUUCGUGACCAGGUUCGGCGACGCCAUGGUGAGGAUGGGUGGCAUCCGGGUGCUCACCGGCGGCGACGGCCAGAUACGCACCAACUGCAGGGUCGUGAACUGACUUGCGGCCGAAAUCUCUCUCUCUCUCUCUCUUUUUCGCUUACACUUUACGUCACUCUGAAUCUGUAGUAUCUUUUUGGCCGGCCUUGCAAAUGCAGUGGAGUUAUACAUGAAUUGAGUUUCGAACACGUACAUUGCGU
Triticum aestivum (bread wheat) is the source of this 1159-nucleotide messenger RNA. Its product is annotated as peroxidase 5. Gene Ontology annotation, molecular function: peroxidase activity; heme binding. The transcript is spliced from 4 exons. Bases 43 to 1020 code for a protein of 325 amino acids. The record is from RefSeq and is a predicted model, not a curated record. Lineage: Eukaryota; Viridiplantae; Streptophyta; Magnoliopsida; Poales; Poaceae. Gene Ontology annotation, biological process: hydrogen peroxide catabolic process; response to oxidative stress.